AUGUCAGGUGCUCAAAAGAGGUCACGGGCGCCGCCCACCUUGACUUCUGGUUGUGCUGAUUUAUGCAUCCGACGGCUUCGAAAGGCCCAAAAGGUUCGGCCGCCAGCAGAGCGCUUGGCCGCACUCUUACAAGAGUUGAAGCGGGAGGUUCGAGGCAAAGUGCUGGGCCGCCUCAGAGAGUGGCAACGGCUACAAUUGGAGCAGCAGCUGCUGCGGAAAGUGAAAGACUCUGGAGGUACCCAGGGCUCUUUGGCUUUAGCACCUGCUGUGAAGCAGAUCUCCAGGCACGCGCUAGCUGCGCUGCUGCGCAGCCAACAGCAAUGGUAG
Messenger RNA from Cladocopium goreaui, 327 nucleotides. NCBI's taxonomy places the organism in Eukaryota, Dinophyceae, Suessiales, Symbiodiniaceae. The record is from the annotation of a GenBank genome assembly.